Molecule: messenger RNA, 449 nt
Organism: Rhizophagus irregularis DAOM 181602=DAOM 197198
Lineage: Eukaryota; Fungi; Glomeromycota; Glomeromycetes; Glomerales; Glomeraceae
Source: RefSeq, a predicted model, not a curated record
UACCAAAGAUCUUAUGCAAAAUAUAUCCUCACUCAUAUUAAUAAAUCAGGAAUUAUGCCUAAAGUAAAAAAUUCUUUAAAAAGUGAUUUGAAGCUAAAAUACCCACCAGAUUUGAGUGUAGAUGGUUUGCUGGAAAAACUACGAAAGAAUAAUCCUUCAAAACCCGGGAAAAUUCCAAAUUGUUUUCUUAUCUAUAGAAUCUUAUGGGUUGAAUACCUUAAAACAGAGUGUACUAAAUUAAAUUUAGCUGAAGUUUCUGGAUUUGUUUCAAACAAAUGGAAGAACGAAAAACCGGAAGUAAGAGAGUUUUAUAAACGAUUAUCCACUCAAGCCGUUUCAACUCCAUUUGAAAUUACUUCAUUUAAUUCCUUAACUCAACAAAACCAACAAAUUCAACAAACUCAACAAACUCAACAAACUCAACAGCAACAACAAUUAAAUUUACCACU